This is a messenger RNA of Pogonomyrmex barbatus (red harvester ant), 1314 nucleotides long. It is a transcript of the gene Ublcp1, whose product is annotated as Ubiquitin-like domain-containing C-terminal domain phosphatase 1. The record is from RefSeq and is a predicted model, not a curated record. Gene Ontology annotation, molecular function: protein serine/threonine phosphatase activity; protein binding. Gene Ontology annotation, cellular component: nucleus. Gene Ontology annotation, biological process: regulation of proteasome assembly; protein dephosphorylation. NCBI's taxonomy places the organism in Eukaryota, Metazoa, Arthropoda, Insecta, Hymenoptera, Formicidae.
CAAGAAUGAUUCUUUUUUAGAUUCGCGAUGCACGCGUUCCGUUGACGCGACUAGAAAAGCGAGAAUGGAGGGUGAAUUAAGAAUUGUGGUGAAAUGGAGUGGAAAGGAAUACGAUAUCCUCGAUAUUCAAGAGGAAGAUACUGUUCUUACUUUAAAAGAGCGUAUACACAGAGAAACAGGUGUUCGUCCAGAACGUCAGAAGCUAUUAAAUCUCAAAUUUAAAGGCAAAGCAGCGCAAGAUGAGGAUAUAAUUGGCAAGUUAAAUUUGAAGCCUGGCUUCAAACUAAUGUUAAUGGGCUCGCGAGAAGAAGACAUUGCAGAGGCAAGUCAAGCACCUGAAAAUGUACCUGAUGUGAUUAACGAUCUAGACAUAGAGGAAGAGGAGGUGGAGAUUGAAAAGGCUGAAAUAAAUCUACGUAAAAUCCAGAUACGAAUCGAUCGUUAUGUAAUCAAAGAACUGAAUCCCCUAAGGGAGGGUAAGAAGCUCCUCGUGCUGGACAUAGAUUAUACUUUGUUUGAUCACAGAUCAGUGGCAGAAAGCGGAGCGCAAUUAAUGCGCCCGUACCUUCACGAAUUCUUGACGCGCGCUUAUAAAUAUUACGAUAUAGUCAUCUGGUCGGCAACUAGCAUGAGGUGGAUCAAUGAGAAAAUGAAAUUACUGGGAGUCUCGAAUCAUCCGAAUUAUAAAAUAGCCUUUCACUUGGACGUCCUUGCCAUGAUCACCGUUCAUACACCGAAAUAUGGCGUUGUUGGAGUGAAGCCGCUGGGAAUUAUCUGGGGAAAGUAUAAGCAGUUCUCCGCAAAAAAUACAAUAAUGUUCGACGACAUCAGACGAAAUUUCAUAAUGAAUCCGCAGUCAGGAUUGAGGAUAAAACCAUUUAAACAUGCUCAUACUACCAGAGUCAAAGAUUUCGAACUGCUGAAGCUAUCAAGAUAUUUGGAAUUAAUAGCCGAUGUAGAUGAUUUUCAAACUCUAAACCACAGAAAAUGGGAAGAAUACAAAUCGAAGAAGAACGACCAAAGCAAUGAACAGACUAGCAGUAAUGAGAAAAGUUAAAUUCUGAUGGAAUUAAUUUUUCUUUCUGAUACUUUGACGAAAAUGGUCAAUUGAUGGAACGGAGCUGAUAUUGAUUGAUGGGAGGAAUACAUGAUAAUGAUGAUGAUGAGAGAUUGUAUAUGAUGAAGUGCAUGGAUAUGCAUUUGUCAGUUGUUUUAAAAUUAUUGAAAAAUGACUGAAAAAGCAAGGCUGUUCUAUGUAUGUUGGAUGAGAAUGACAAGAUUAACAACAAAGCGGUAGUUCCUUUCACAAAAAAA